Messenger RNA from Notodromas monacha, 6001 nucleotides. The record is from the annotation of a GenBank genome assembly. NCBI's taxonomy places the organism in Eukaryota, Metazoa, Arthropoda, Ostracoda, Podocopida, Cyprididae.
AUGACCAACAACGAAAAUUUACAGAUGGAAAUUCGAGAAUGGAGGGGGUUGCGACUUGCGAGUGAGGAACACCAGAAACCCGGACCGCGUCGCUAUGGUAACUGGGGUUUCUGGGCCCCAUCCCACCCGUUUUUGUUGGAUCAAACCCUGGAACCAGUUCCCAUGACGACAGUUGCCAGUGGCCUCAGCACAACUGAAGUAUGGCCCGCGGGAAAGGAAUUCAUUUACGACUACCACACCAGAGUUAUCGCUGGAAUGCCCAUGAUUAAGGAACAGCUCACUGGAUUCGGUCUCAAGUGCAUUGCUCGCCUCCAAGUUGUCUCCCCUGACACCAUUUUGGUUAAACUGACCAAGUGGGAGUCUGGAAAGAUCAACCAUGAGGUGCCCCAGGCCAGACCCCUGGUGUACAGGGCCAAGGCCCCCAUGGACUGGUCCCCGGUCCAGGGUGAGGUUGAGAACCUGCUUUCCGAGGCCUUCAAGGUGAAGCUGAGGAACGGACUCGUCACCAGCCUGGAAGUGGAGGAACACGAGCCCACCUGGUGCGUCAACAUCAAGAAGGGUUUCGCCAGCCAGAUCAACAUCAACUUGAAGCAGACCAACAAGAUCCCCUUCCAACUGACCAACACCAAGCGCUGGGAAGACAAGUCCUUCAGGCACAUGAACAUUCCCUCUGCUGAACGCACCUUCUUUGCCGUUGAAGAGGACUCCAUGGGAGGCAAGUGCAAGACCGCCUACGUCGUUGCCCCCAUCGAAAACUACGUCGCCGUCAGCGAGGAAUGGGACUUGCCUCGUCACAUCCUCCUGGAGGCUGCCAGUGAACCAGAAGCCCGUCCCUGGCUCGUCACCAAGAUCCGCGACUUUGACGAAUGCGAACGCCGUCCAUCUUGGGUCCACAUGAACAUGAAGGACAUCACCAAUGAGCCAUGCAACCCAGCCAACGCCAUGUGCCACAAGUUCUCUACCCCCCUCGGAAUCAAGACCGAAAGGAUGUGGACUGUUUCCAACCAAACUCUGACCCUGUUGUCCGAGCGCCCAAUCACCUCCCGCAUCGAAUUGAGGCACGAGAAGCUGACCAGCACCCACCUGAGGUUCGAGUUCCCCGUCGUCGACCAGGAAACCCGCGAGAACCCACGCCUCAACGAGGACCCCGCCUUCGCCGGGUUGCGUCUCCCCAGAGAACAGACCAUCCGUGCCAACAAGGACAAGGUUGCCGAGAGGAAAUACUCCAAAAUCAACUACGAACGCAGGGAACACAGUCGCCCAUCAUUCAGCGAACCCGGCCAAUACGGGUCCCGAGAAGCCGAUUGGCAACAGAGGAGGCCCAUGAACAGCUACGAAAGGAGCCACAUGAAGUACGGCAGCAGGGUUGGCCAAUCAUCUGAAGAAGACGAAGAGAGACAGGGUUCCGGCUACGGGAGCAAGAGGCUCAUGAAGAGGCAAGUGACGAUGGAAAAAAAAAACACCCGAGCUGAUGAAGGAGUGCUUGAUGGUAGCCAUAAUUUUGGGCUGCAUAAACUGUCCCUGGAUGUCGGUUCAUCAUCUAGCUCUGAGGAGUCCCAAGAUGAGAUGAGGAACUGGGACAAUCAAUACAGCCCACGUGGUCCCCAUCAGGGAGAAAGGUACUUUGAAACUCAAGUCAUGAAGUCUGCCUACAGCAGGGACCUCAGGAUGUACUACCCCACGCUCAAGGUGCCUUCUGCCUGGAUGUGCCCCCAAACUUCCUCCAAGAUCAUCCGUUCUUCUGCUGUCAAGGGACAGAUCAUUGAGCUCUUGCGUGAAGUUGUCUCUGAGAUCAGCAACUUCGAAGACUUGGCUGAGAAGGAAUCAGCUCUGAAGAUCCUUCAGUGCGCCCGUGCUUUCAGCAUUCUUUCCUAUGGCGAAAUCGCUGAAGUUUAUGAGAAGAUCGUCAGCUCCAGCACUUCUCCAGUCAACGCCAGAACCAAGAAGACUUUGUGCUUGGAUGCCCUCGUCAUGUCUGGCACUCACCCAGCCAUCAUGUUCGUCAUCGACCUCAUCAAGAAGGGAGAAGUCAAGGGUGAAACCGCUGCCCAGGCCCUGUCAACCAUCCCAAUCUCCGUCAAGGCCAUCACUCCUGAACUGCUCGCAGAGAUGGUUAUGGUCAUCAUCCAUGCCCUUGGCAACACAGGACACCCAGGCAUCAUCCCAGUGCUUGAGGCCUGCAUCACUGGCCAGAUCUGCAAGGACACCCAAGUGCGCACCAAGGCAGUGAAUGCUUUGAGCAGGGCUGCCAGGGUUGCCCCAUCCAAGGUCUACAAGCUCCUCAGGCCCAUCUAUGCCAACCAGAAGAUGCACUAUGCUGUCCGUAUGGCCGCCUUCCAAGUCUUGCUCAAGUGUGAGCCAUCCCCAGUGUUCUUCACUGCUGUGGCCACUGACACUUGGUUUGAGCCCAGCCAACAGGUUGGAUCCUUUGUCUACACCACCUUGGCUGCCCUUGCCAACAACACUGUCCCAGUCUACCAGAAUGCAUCUCGCAUGGCUGAGAUGGCUUUGCCCUUGUGCAAGAAAUACGAGCUCGGAGCCCAGUACUCCAGGAAGAUCAUCUUGUCGAACUUUGUCCCCGAGAAGAGCAUGGGUUCCUUCCUUCAAAACGUUAUCUUCGGCUCCACCAAGUCCUUCAUCCCAAGGCUCUGGUACACCAGGCUCAUCAAGAGGGCAGGUGGCUUCAACUGGGACAUGCUUCAGACUGGAUUCUACGCUCAAGGAGUUCAAGAGAUUGUCAACAAGAUCACAAGGGUCCUCAGCCCAGUGAGCAGCUCGGACGAAUUGUUCUCUCUGAUGGAUCGCGUCUCUGGAGCAUGGAAUCGUGGCGAAGAGCCACUGAGCGCCAUUUCUCGCGAAUUGAACCUGAAGCUGAGGAAGGAUGACCCAAUGAGUGUCAUGGCUUGGGUCAAGGCAUUCGGCGGCAUGGAACGUGUUGUCACUGCCAACUACCGCACUUUGUGGGAACUGGUGAAUGACGUCAAGCCUCACUUCACUUCCUCCGGUGUCGGUGUCAAGUGGAACAUCAACUACCAACGGGCUAUCAACCCAGAAAGUAUGACUGUUGUGUUGCCAACUGCCUCCGGUAUCCCAAUGUACUUCUCCAAGAAGACCCCAGUGCUCGUUUCCAUUCGUGGUCACAUUGAAGUUGAAGCCGAUCUGCCAAACCUGUCUCAAAAACGCUUGCCAGAAGCAGGAAAGAUCAAGAUUGACCUCAGGCCAGUUAUCAGCCAAAACACCCUCUUGGAAAUGGGUAUUGUUUGCCCAAUCACCGACAAGAACUACAUCGCUGGUGUCAACACUCACAACCUCGCCAGCUUGCCCUUCAAGGCCACUUUGAAGAUCAAUGUUCCAGAGAAGCAACUGAAGUUCGAGAUUGAGCCAAGCAGUGGUCCACUCCCAGGCGUCAUCUCUCUCGCCCACUCUCAUCAAAGACCAUUCACUUGCGUCAAGAACUUGGAGGACUUCAGCCCAAUCAACAAGGUGUCCAGUGUCAGAUGGAUGCGUAACGUCACCAUUAUUGGCGAAGAAAUGCUCGGAAUCCCCAUCAGAAUCCUCAGCAAGGUCGAUCAUCCAUUCAGCGACAUGCUCGGCAGCUACUGGAGGCUCAAGAGGCAGAACCUCGUGUCCGCACUGUUGUUCAGCACCUCCCCAAGAUCCCUGCGCAACUUCCAAACCCGCGUCACUGUCGACACCAGCAGAUGCCAGACCAAGAAGAUCGAAGGAAAGAUCACCAUCAGCACUUCUGAGAGCAGCAGCCCAGUGUGGAGCUUGGAUGAAGAGUCCUCUUCCGAGUCCAAAUACUACAGCGGCAAAUCCGAGCACUGGAGCAGGACCCAAGAAGACCUCAUCAGCUUCUUCAGGAACCCAUCCAAGUACUGGGAGGAGUCUGAGGAACUGCAGUACACCCCAAUGAUUGGCAGCUCUGGUGAAUGGGUCAGGAAGCGCUUCGCCACCGAGCGGUAUGCCGAAGACUACAGCGGAGAGAAAAGUCUGGAAGUUAAUGUCAAGUCAGGCAGCAAAGUCACUAUGGUUCAUGGUGAGAUCAAGAUGGAGGGACCUGUGCCACGUUACAUUCGUGCAUCAGUCCUGGCUUCAUCCAACUCCGACGACACCUUCAGGAAAAUCUCCGCUCACAUCGAGAAGGAAGGCGGUAUGCAAGACAAAUCCUGGAAGGCAUUCGUCAACGGAAUGAUCCAAUACCCACAAUUGCCCAACACACCCCAUCGUGAGGCUCUCGUCAAGUCUGACAUGACCUCCUUGGGAUGCCUGACCGUCCGCUUCGGCAGGAACACCGAACACGCCAUCAAGGCCAAGGUGAUCAUGGCCCGUACCGGCAAACAACGUUACCUGGCUGAGGAAUCUCAAGCUGCCAAGCGUUGUGACUCAGAUGAAGCCAAGGGACUGAUGUACUCCUCAUCUUGCAUGCGUGCUCGCCAACAGGCCACCACUCUCAACAAGUACAUCGUCGAUGUUGAGGGAGAGAAUCUUCCAAGAGGAUUGUGGAACAUGACCUGGGCAAUGGACAACUACCUGAAGUGGUCUCUGUACCCAUACAUGACUGUGGACCCAACAGCCAGACACAAGAACCCAGAGGGCUCUAUUCGCGCCAUCAUCAAUGUUGCCACUCCGAACCCAGACCAUCCAUACACUGUUGUCGACCUCCUCACCAAGAAGCCCCACGAGAAUGCCUUCUUCAAAACCAUCAAGUUGCCAUGGGCCGUCGAGGCGAUGUUCCCACUCAAUGCCAAGACUCCAUGGAUCACCAAGGCUCUCAAUGAAGUCCUCGGCUACAAGUUCACCCCAAUGUGCCGCGUUGGACACGACUCCAUCCAGACCUUCGACAACGUCACCAUCCCCUACUCAUUGCCAGACUGCUACCACUUGAUUGCCAAGGACUGCUCCAGGCCAUCCGGCAUUGCAGUACUCGCCAAGCAGGGCCCAGAACUGACUAAGGUUGUCAAGCUGAUCGUUGGGGACAAGGAAGUUGUCUUGGUACCAACCCGUAGCUCCAGUCCAACCAGGCCAAAUCUGAUUGUCAAGAUCAACGGAAACGAACUCACACCAAUGCCCGAAAAUGCUCCACAUGAGAUCAAGGAACAAGGACAGGUUGUCAUCCGUAUCAACAAGAGAAGUGAUGGAGAAGUCAGCGUUGAAUGCCCAUCCAGAGGACUUCAGGUCACCUCUGAUGGCCACAACAUCCGUGUCCAGGCUUCCGCCAUGCUCAGAGGCAGGAUGUGCGGUCUCUGCGGCGACUACAACGGCGAAAAGGACGCCGAACUCAAGGGCCCACGGGGCUGCGUGCACUUGAGCCCCAUCAGCUUCGGCCGCAGCUACGCCGUGCACUCUGAAGGCUGCUCCUCCCUGCCACAACUCAAGCCCGUUGAGUACCUCAAGAACUGGAAGCACUGGAAGAACAGCGAAUACGAGCAGAUCUCCGAGCACGACAUCACCGCCUUGGCUUCCCGCCACAUGCAGUCAUGCAACAGUGAAGACUACUGGCCCGAGGGCGAGACCUUCAACCCCCACAGGGAGUCCAAGUGGGCGUCCGAGCUCAUGGAAGAUGCCUUCAGCUCCGGCAAGGAAUGGAGACGCGUGCGAAAAGUCAUUGAUUCAGCAGCAGGCUUAGGCAUGGACCAGUCCAGCCCCUGCGUGAGGCACAUCACCAAGGUCAUCGUCCGCGGGGACCAGACUUGCUUCUCCGUCAAGCCCGUGCCCGAGUGCAACCUGAGCUGCAGGCCAAACAAGGUCAUCAGCAAGAAGAUCGGAUUCCGUUGCAUCAUGAACUCCGACGUGAACGAGAAGCUUCUCGCAGCCGCACGUUUCAGCGUUCUCAGGGAAUUCUUGGACCAACAACCCCACUUCAUCAACGAGAUCCCCUUCCCUCACGCAUGUGAGAUGUACUCUCCUUGAAUUAUUGUGAAUUUGAUCGCUCAUGACUUUGCCUGACUCCUCCAAAAGCAUGAUAAAAUAUAAUUUCCAAAAAAAAUAUCAUCCUUCA